AUGGGCGGCUGCCGCCCGCUGGGCCUGCUUGCUAAGCUGCAAACGCCCAGGGAGCAGGGCCCGCCUAUACUCCGUAGCGAAACUGGCAGCAGAGAUCCCAGCAGCCCCCCAGCAGUGGCUUUGCACCCGAACGGGGCUCCUGGACUCCUGCUAAAGCCCGAGCAUCCGCUUCCGCUUGGGUUCCUAGUACAGAGCAGCAGAGUGGUAGUAGUACGUACAGGCUUCAUAGUACUUCCACUGCCACUCUCACUUCCACUUCCACAUCCGCUUUCACAACACCAUCGACAACUAUCUACACCACCGAGUAACCUCGCCAUACUCGCCCGCCCUCUCACGCCCUCUCCUCCACCUCCCCCUCCCCCCGACCCUCUCGAUCUCGUCCUCCGCACCGUGCGCCCUCUCCUUCCAGCGCCCCUCGAAACCACCUACUCGCUCGUCGCCACCGCUGCUUCGAAGUACUAUCACCGCCAUUUCCAGUACCCCUCCCCCACGGCUUUAUGUACAAACCAUAGCGUAACCUCCCAGCCGCCUCCUGCUCUUCCUCCAAAGCCUCAAAGCCUCGCCCGUCCCACCGGGUACGGUGGAAGCGCCCCUCGAAGCCGCGUUGUCCGCAAUACGCCCCUCUGCGGCCAUGUCAGAACCUCACACCUACUAUCCGGCGACCAUGGGCUCCCAGACUUUCACCAAGGCGAAGCUGCCCUUCUCCUUCCCCUCGAUACCGAAUCCCAUACCUCGAAGGUACCGCCGCCGGCUGCGCUCCAAGUUUCGAUCCUCGCAAUCGCCCGCGUCGCGCCAGGGCCGAUGAUGAAGACGGGCGCGGCUUCGUUGCUCAUGCUGGCACUUCUCAUGCCCAUCACCAGACAAUUCUUCCUCCCCGUCCUUCCAGUCCUCACCUGGUUGGUCUUUUUCUUCAAUGCUCGAUUUAUUCCUGCCGAGUACCGUCCGCAUAUCUGGGUGAAGGUCCUACCUGCACUCGAAAACAUAUUUUACGGGGCCAAUUUGAGCAAUAUCCUCGCCGCUCAUCAAUACGUAACAUUGGACAUCCUUGCAUGGUUGCCAUAUGGGAUUUUGCAUUAUGGCGGCCCGGUCGUGUGGGCGAUUUUAAUGUUCCUCUUUGGGCCCCCAGGAACCCUCCCGGUCUAUGCGCGAUCAUUUGGAUACCUAAGCAUCACUGGUGUCAUGAUUCAGUUGCUCUUCCCAUGCUCGGCUCCAUGGUAUGAGAACCUGUACGGUCUUGCAGCUGCAAAUUACUCCAUCGAAGGAUCAGCAGCUGGCCUGUCGCGUAUUGACAAGUUAUUCGGAAUUGACCUUUACACGUCAAAUUUCAAAGCAUCACCAUUGGUGUUCGGAGCGUUUCCCUCCCUGCACUCUGGAAUGACAGUUCUGGAAGCGCUCUUCAUGAGCCAUUGCUUCCCCAAGCUGCGACCAUUACUCAUUGGAUACACCAUGUGGAUGUGGUGGGCAACCAUGUACCUAUCUCACCAUUAUGCGGUGGAUUUGGUUGGGGGCGCUUUCAUUGCGGCAAUCACCUUUUAUAUGGCCAAAUCGAGUUUCCUGCCGCGAAUUCAAAUGGACAAGACCUUCCGCUGGGAUUAUGAUUACGUGGAAGUUGGGGAUGCCCCGAGCGUAGGCGAUUACGAAUAUGGUCUAACUGUUCUGGACACCGAUUUCCACACUGGCAGCAGCGAUGAGUGGACCGCCGGAUCGUCGUCCUCAUUCUCCUCAGGCUCACGCAGUCCCAUCGAUGAUGGCCAGUCUUGGGAGGGCGAGACCCUCGCAUCCCAAGUGUCAGACAGUGAACUUAACGAAGUCAUCGUUCGGUGA
Molecule: messenger RNA, 1824 nt
Organism: Venustampulla echinocandica
Lineage: Eukaryota; Fungi; Ascomycota; Leotiomycetes; Helotiales; Pleuroascaceae
Exons: 3
Coding region: 1-1824 (607 amino acids)
Biological process (GO): sphingolipid biosynthetic process; inositol phosphoceramide metabolic process
Cellular component (GO): inositol phosphoceramide synthase complex
Molecular function (GO): inositol phosphoceramide synthase activity
Source: RefSeq, a predicted model, not a curated record